This is a messenger RNA of Sus scrofa (pig), 4776 nucleotides long. RefSeq names its product mitochondrial calcium uniporter regulator 1 (gene MCUR1). The record is from RefSeq and is a predicted model, not a curated record. NCBI's taxonomy places the organism in Eukaryota, Metazoa, Chordata, Mammalia, Artiodactyla, Suidae. Gene Ontology annotation, biological process: positive regulation of mitochondrial calcium ion concentration; calcium import into the mitochondrion. Gene Ontology annotation, cellular component: mitochondrial inner membrane; mitochondrion.
GGAAAGACCCGGUUCGGCGCUGCCGCCGACGCUCGCUCCUGCUGUCGGUGUCGCGCCGCGGCCGCGCGCGACCGGCAUGAGCGCGCGGCCGGGCCAGUGACCGCGUCGGAGAUGGACUGCGGCUCCGUCGCGGGGGAGAAGCCGAAGCGCCUGCCCGGCCGCCGGCGCCUUCUGCUCUUCCUGGCCGCGGGCCGCGGCGGAAGCCCGGGCGGCCGUGGCGUUCCCGCGCGCCGCCUCGUGCCCACGCUCCCCGGCGGUCUGGGGGCGCUGCGGCCCCGCGGCCCGGCGGCCCGUGCCAGCGCGUCACGUGCCUCCCCGCUGUUCCUCGUCCUGCUUGUGCCCUUCCCGCGCCUGGCCGCCGCCGGCCCUCGCCGGCCGCUGGCGAACUGGGAGCGGUGGCGCGCCGGGCCCUCGUCUCCCCCGGCCGGGCGCGGCGGCGCGUGGAGGUGGCAGCCGGGCCUGGCCCCCCGCGUCGCCUGCGCGGCGGGCGCGCUCCACCUAUGCCUCCGGCGGGUGGCCGCCCUCGCUUCCUCGAGGAGAGAGCUGAGCCUCUCUGCGGGCAGCCUGCAGCUGGAGGGCAAAAGGAGAGAGUUCACCUCUUCUGGGAGUAGGAAGCUCUACUUUGACACCCACGCCUUAGUGUGUUUACUCGAAGAAAAUGGGUUCACUACUCGACAAGCGGAAAUCAUUGUGUCUGCCUUGGUCAAGAUCACAGAGACCAACAUGGAUGUCGUCUACAAAGAUAUGGUCACCAAGAUGCAGCAGGAGAUCACGCUUCAGCAGUUAAUGGCUCAGAUUGCUAAUGUGAAAAAAGAUAUGAUUAUUUUGGAGAAGAGUGAAUUUUCAGCCCUUCGAUCAGAAAAUGAGAAGAUAAAACUUGAACUACAUCGGUUAAAACAACAAGUAAUGGAUGAAGUGAUCAAAGUCCGAACAGAAACCAAAUUAGACUUCAAUCUAGAAAAGAGCAGAGUCAAAGAAUUGUAUUCAUUAAACGAAAGGAAGCUGCUGGAAGUAAAAACAGAAAUGGUGUCAUUGCACGCCCAGCAAGAUCGGGCCAUCACACAGACGGACAGGAAGAUAGACACCGAGGUCGCUGGCCUCAAAACCAUGCUCGAGUCGCACAAGCUCGACAAUAUAAAAUAUUUAGCAGGAUCCGUGUUUACGUGCCUAACGGUAGCUCUGGGAUUUUACCGCCUGUGGAUAUAAUAAAGUGUCUAUUUAAAGAGCAUUCUUUUGUUUUGCCUUAAGAAGACCAGAUUGAUGUGCCUUUUUUUUUUUUCUCAUUUCAAUUUUUUUUUUUUUUUUUUUUUUUUGUCUUGUUAGGGCUGCACCUGCGGCGUAUGGAAGCUCCCAGGCUAGGGGUUGAAUCAGAUCUGUAGCUGCCGGCCUACACCGCAGCCACAGGAAUGCCAGAUCCGAGCCGCAUCUGAGACCUACACCACAGCUCAUGGCAAUACUGGGUCCUUAAUCCACUGGUCAAGGCCAGGGAUCGAACCCUCGUCCUCAUGGAUACUAGUCAGGUUUGUUACUGCUGCGCCACCCUGGGAAUUCCUUGUUUCAGAUUUUAAUGCUGAUUUUUAAUACAUAUUAUUUAUUUUUAUGUAUAUUAUGGACAUAUAACCAGGGCAAAGAAGCGAGAAGUCUAUACCUGCUCCUUUCAUCUUUUCUGUUUAGUUGACUUUAUAGCCCUGCCUGGUGGCGGACAAAGCAAGGAAGACUCCACUGAGCUGGAGCAGUGAACUUGGUCUAACCUGUGGGAUAUACCAGCAGUAAAUAUUUAUGUAACUCUCCGCAAUUCCAAUACUGUCUCCGAGGAUUCGGGGUCUCCAUUAGCUUUACUAAGUACUGAAGAAUCGUUGAAACUAAACCAAAAGCAUCAAGUCUUCCUUUCCUGUUGACCCAGUCCCUGUGUUAGCAGUUGUGUUUCAGGUCCAACUGUUGUUACCCGCAUGCUACUUUACACCCAAAGGAGGUUUUUUCCUUUCAUUUUCUGCUUCGUUAAGUUACUAUUCUGUUUAUAUUGUGUGUGCCUUCCAGCUAGAAAACCUUGUCGCCUAAUGAGGUAUUGUGAUUAUGGGGGGAGGGGCUAGACUUCUCUCCCUGUUCCCUCUGACUUGGUCCUUCUGCCUCCCUCUUGAGUUGAGAGCUGUCCUGACACCCGAGGUGUGGCAUUGCCUCCCUAGAGAAUGUGCUCAUUCUGGGCGUGGAGGCUUUUCAGUCUGCCAGGCAGGAUCUUCUUCCUUCUGGUCCUCAUCAGCGUUUUAUCAAGGGAAGCACGAGGCUUUCCCUCUUUAGUGAUAUCUAGUUAUUUAGUGAGGGUGCACAUUUUUCAAGAAUGUCUUUAAUGAAUAUGCCUUUGCCUAUUACAAGCUCAGGUCGUAGGCGCUGCAGACUAGAGAACGGUCAUCAUGCCACGUAUUCUGAUCUAGGUUGAUUUCUUUGGUUGUUAAAGAUACUCUCAUGCUGACUUCACCUCUGUCUUUAACGCAAAUACAUUCCUAGAUACAACUAGGGGUAUUGGGCGAGGCACAGUCUCCUCUUACUUGAGGGAGCUGCACGUAGAGACAUCAGCAGUGACAUCAGAUGGCCCCUUCUUGUUUCCCCACGUGAACACGUGUGCAGGUGAUGUGGUCCAGUGGGGAGGCCGCAGAGAGACGUCUUGAUCGGCUGGUAGAAUAUAGUCCCCGUCCUCAGGGUUCGGUCCACUUUGGCAAAAAAGUUACCUCCUGUCCUUUGGAUGUCAUCUCUGCACUCUGUAAAGUGUAGUCGUUGCCGUGUCUGAGGAUGUUCUGUGCCCCAGCACGUUGGCAUUAACAGUACCAGUUUUGAAGUGAGUAGUCUCCUUUCAGCCAGAUCCAAAAGUAUCUUAACUGCCUCAUGUUUUAUCCACAUAUGCAUUCCCCUUUCAGAGAAGGAUUCCCAGAAAACACCGUACAUUUAACAAUCGCCCUAAAUAGUAAAGAAUUAAGUCAAUGACAGCCCAUUAAGACCACCUUUGCAACCUAACUUUGUCUUGGUAGGAGCUUGGAGGCGAGCCAGAGCGCAGACACUCCUCUAAGUUGGAGUCCCCGAGAGGAAAAAGUACUGUGUGCAGUUCUGUUUCAAACCAAACACUAACCGUGAGAGGUUAAAUGCAGCGAAGUGACCUUAUGUCCUGAGAAAGUAUGUUUGAAAUAGCCUGCGGUUGGGUGACCGUCUGGCAUCUGCCAGAAGUAUUCCAAAUGACAUUCCUACUGGUGAUGGUGGGCUAUGUCAGGCUGUCCCUUAACUGGGGCCGCUGAUUUUGCUGUGGGCCUCUCCGCCUUACAGAACAGCCCCUGCCUCCCCUGUCCUGGGCACAGAUGGACCCUGCUUUCGGUGGUGGGGAUUGCACGUACGAGGCUAGGAGAGCUCAGGACCCCGUUCUCUUUAUUUGGGCAAAUGUAUUCUAUUGGAAAAGCGUAGGAGCCAUAAAUACAAGGGUACCCUUCCCGGUGCUGGCCCAGACGUCUCUGAGCAGUGUGACGACUCCCUGAGCUUGUCUUGGCCUGGAGGGGUGCAGGUCACUUUGGGGAGCUGUGCUCGGGCACAGAUGCUGUGUGUCUAGCACUUGGGGAAAAUCAGCCGGAGCAAAGGCCUGAGGAUCGCCCUCCCCUAAAGCGGAACCGUCAGCUGGACAGGACCUGUAUUUCCUGUUCGUGCACGAAUCCCUCAGCUCUUAGAGGCUUCUUCUGCCCUCCUGCCUUCUCGCCCCUCCCCUGCUCUUUAUCUCUUUUAAAGAGCUUCAACUCCAGCUCCUUUCCUGCUUCCUCCGUAAGCAAAGCAUGUUUGUGUGUUCGAUUCUUUACAGGAAAUGUGACUGGAUGCCUGUGCUGCUCUCAGUCCUUAGCUGGUUUUCUAGUUCAGUGUCCAGCACAACUCAAUCAGAAUGUAUUCACCGUUUCCCUUAAGUAUGCCAGGUACCUCAGGUGAGAGGUCACAAGUUCAGGAAGAAAGGCUUGACUCAAACCAGCCAUCUUGCUGGACGUCGAAGUCUUUCAAAACCAAACUCCUGAGCCACAGGGGCCUGGUUCCUCCCGCGUCGUGCCCAGCUCGGCUGUGCUUUUCUGUCUGUGCCACUUGGAACAGGGAGCUCUUGCCUCUGUUCCUGUCUCCUUUCUAGCCUCUCCUGCGAAUCAGCUGUGUCAGCGUUGGCAGGCGCCUCUCUUCCUCCACCCCAACAUGCCGUGUUCUAAGAAUUUUGGCAUCACUUCUGAGCAAAUGUCGUAUGGAUAGCACUGUGGAACUCAUGUCUAGAAAACUGGCUUUUAACGACGUUUAUCAAAUUGUGUUGUGACUUUUCUGACAUUAAAGCAAAAACUUGUCAAUCGGUAAUAAUGACUUUUUAAAUAAAAUGUUCGAGACUGUUUUAGCCUUUUAUUGGCAUUUCAUUUGGAAAAUAUCAGUCUUUCUACAGAUUUGUAUCUUAUGUUCUCUGAUAACCCAAAUCAUUUCUUAGCCCUUUCGUUUCAUUGCACUGUUAAUAUUCAAUUAUAUUUUACUAUAUAGUAGAGUGGGCAUAUUUUAUGAUCUAAAAUAAAAUAUUUAACUUUCUUUCUGUGACUGAUAUCCUUUUCUGCUUGUUCAGAUUGAAUUUGAAAAGCCAGAACAACUUCUGCCUACACUAUAUUUCAACUGUUAUUCCCUCCAAUUGUACAUGAUAACACUGGUGUGUUAUUUUAAAAAUCAAAUACCUAAACAUUUGGAUCUGAAAGUGAUUAUUUGAUUUACAAAAUAAAUUUUUACUAUUCAGAAGAA